Molecule: messenger RNA, 770 nt
Organism: Prorocentrum cordatum
Lineage: Eukaryota; Dinophyceae; Prorocentrales; Prorocentraceae
Source: the annotation of a GenBank genome assembly
GUCACCGCGAUCACAUUUGUGGCGCUCGGCACCUCCUUGCCCGACACUUUCGCGUCAAGAACGGCAGCCGUGCAAGAUCCCACCGCAGACGCAUCGGUUGGCAACGUUACGGGCAGCAACUCUGUCAAUGUCUUUCUUGGAUUGGGCCUGCCAUGGACGAUGGGUUCGCUUUACUGGUCUUAUUCCGAGCCCGAUGCGAAAUGGCUGAGCAAAUACGCACCACCUUUGGGUGUAGAAUCUUUGGUCCCGAUCCAAUCGCGUUUCCGUGAAGGUGCGUUCGUUGUCAGGAAGGGCGCGCUCGUCCCCAGCGUUGCCGUCUUCACUUGCUGCGCACUCGUGGCCAUGGGCAUGCUCUACUACCGCCGGAGGCACCUUGGCGGCGAGCUUGGCGGGCCGAAGUACAACAAGAUGGUGUCCGCCGGCGUCCUCGUCGUCCUGUGGGUGGUAUUCGUGUGCUUGUGCUCCCACUUCGCUCUGGAUCACCGGCUCUGCAGCUGACGCGCGGGGGCAGCGAGGACCCCCCCGGCGGGCCGCGGCACCUGCUGCGCGGGCCGGCGCCUGCGGAAGCGCAAGAGCGCUCGGCGAGCAGGCCUGCUCGCGCGAGGCCUGAUCUCUUCGGCUGCAGCAGCCGUGCAGACAGACGUCGCGCUCGUUUGAAGCGCUGCGCCGCGCUUGACAGCGCGCAGAGGGGGGGCUGCGCGGUCAGGGGGGGUGGCCUUCCAAGGGGGGCGCGGCAGGCGCACGGCAUCUAGAGGACGGUCCCUUGUAAG